AUGGGGCUUAGAUCGGGACGCUGCUCCAUCAUAUUAGUGCGUUUAUUUGCCCUAUUUCUACUAGGGACGAUCAUUGUACUGGCAUUAAUUCGCCAGCACUUUCGUAUCAACGAGGAUGAAUACAUACGCGUCUCGGAACUAGGCACAUGGGAAGAGAUUCGCGCGUCGAAACGGCCAGCCGUGCUGGAUCAUGGCUCGCCUAUGAAGAUGAAAGAGGAUGCGAUGCCUCCUGAAAAGAUACCUCGCAUCAUUCAUCAGACGUGGAAGACGGAGGAGCUUCCACCGCAAUGGGCCGAGGUGCGCGAAGGCUGUGCCAGGCUCAUGCCUGACUAUGAGUACAUGCUGUGGACUGAUGCUAUUUCGCGUGAGUUCAUCGAGAAAGAAUACCCAUGGUUCCUGCCUACGUUUGAUGCGUAUCCCUACAAUAUUCAGCGUGCCGAUGCGAUCCGGUAUUUCGUGCUGCACAAAUAUGGCGGCGUGUACAUGGAUUUAGAUAUUGGAUGUCAAAAACGCCUUGAUUCGCUUUUGCGCUUUGAUCUCAUCCUUCCCAAGACCAUCCCUGUCGGAGUGAGCAACGAUCUCAUGUUCUCCGUCCCUGGUCAUUCCUUCAUGGACCUGCUGAUUCGCUCGCUUAAUAAGUUUAACCACAGGUUCUUUACACAUUAUGCCACGGUUAUGUUUUCUACGGGGCCGAUGUUUGUCUCGACGCUGCACCGUGUUUUUGCGAGUGUGCACGAGAAGGUAGCGCCGUCUGAUGCUCAGCAGCCCGGGCGCGGUUUUCAAGGCAUUCGUGUUCUGCCGAAGAGCUUGUACGGCAAAAAUCUCGAGCCUGAUCAGGUGCCGGACUCGUUUUUCGUGCAUAUGUAUGGCAGCUCUUGGCAUGCGGGCGAUGCGGGCUUCCUGAUUUUCUUGCGUAAGAAUGGCUACGCUCUGAUUUUCCUGGGUGUGGUUCUACUCCUUGCCUGUAUGCGGCGCAGCUGCUUUUCCUUCCUGGCGCGUUUGCUGCACGCGAUCAUGUCGGUCCUGUUUCGGUCGCGUUCGAAGUUUUCCGAUGCAGGUGCCAUAUCUGGCAUCAAGCUGGACGAUGUAAAGACGCCGCGCAAAGUCUCGACAUGGUACGCCAAGUCGCCCGAUGUCGAGUCCAAGUACUGCAAGACGAGUGAGGAAGGCCAUGCCAGACCUUCUAUACCCCUGCCGACCAUUUCUAUGAACGAUGCUCAGGCUGUACCAUACCACGACGUAUCCGAGAACUGGUCGUCUUUGCCUGCGUCGGUUGGAUCUGCUCCGCCAGAGCUGUCGAUGCAACGUCGCGGAUCUGACACCAACACGCCUUUGCCGACGUUUUAUGUCGAUCACCGAAGCACGCCUGACUCGAUGGAUGCAUCGAAUGCAAAUUCAAAGGAUGCGCGUGUCCCCGCCGUAAAGCGCAUCAGCAGCGCGACGUCACGCACCUUUUCGUCCCUGAUCCCCCCACCACUGCGCCGCUUUCGAGGCGCGUCGUUAAAACUACCUUCCAAAGCGACGACAGAGAAACUACCGAAGGAGCCACCGACUCGGCAUAGCGACGAGUACCACUCCGAAUGGGAGCGACUCGUGCAAGACUGGGAAUCAGGUCGUGGCCUGCGGUCACCGACGCUGCAUACGGCGUUGUCGCCGGCGCCUGAGCCGAUGGAGACGCUCGACGAGCCUCACUUGUCUCCUACUUCGCCGUCGCAGAACCAACUGCUUCGUCGGUCGCACCACCACGAUCCAUACCGCCCGGCCACACCGGCCGUCUUCACGAGCCUGAAUAUGGAGCAAAAAUAG
Messenger RNA from Malassezia restricta, 1806 nucleotides. Its product is annotated as mannosyl phosphorylinositol ceramide synthase SUR1. Gene Ontology annotation, molecular function: mannosyltransferase activity. Bases 1 to 1806 code for a protein of 601 amino acids. The record is from RefSeq and is a predicted model, not a curated record. Gene Ontology annotation, biological process: mannosyl-inositol phosphorylceramide biosynthetic process. The transcript has a single exon. Lineage: Eukaryota; Fungi; Basidiomycota; Malasseziomycetes; Malasseziales; Malasseziaceae.